AUGCCCGCUUACAAGUUCACCAAUAGAGUUCAUCCAAUACCACUCGGUCAUACCAACCUUUUCGAACCUAUUGAGGUUGGGGAUAUGAAGUUGGCACAUCGUGUCGUUAUGGCUCCAUUGACUAGGUUGAGAGCUACCAAAUAUGCCCCAAACGGCGAAUUGGCUCCAGAGUACUACGCUCAAAGAGCUCAAAGACCAGGUACCUUGAUUAUUACCGAGGCAUCAUAUCCAGCACCUCAAUUUGGUGGUUAUGUUAAUGCACCAGGUUUAUGGGCCAAAGAACAUUGGGAUGUCUGGAGAGAAGUCUUCAAACGUGUGCAUGAAAAAAAAUCUUUUAUCUACGUUCAAUUGUGGAAUAUGGGUAGACAAGCUCCGCCUGCAGUUUUGAAGGCAGAUGGCCUUCGUUACGAUUCUGCAUCUGACGGCGUAUAUAUGGAUAAGAAUUCCGAAGAGGAAGCCAUUAAAUCGAAUAAUCCACAACAUGGUUUGACGAAGGAUGAAAUUAAGCAAUACGUUAAAGAUUUCGUUAGAGCCUCUAAGGAAAGUGUUGAAAAUGGUGCUGAUGGUGUAGAAAUUCACAGUGCUAAUGGCUAUCUGCUUAACCAGUUUUUAGAUCCUGGCUCCAACAAGAGAACCGAUGAAUACGGUGGUUCUAUUGAAAAUCGUGCUCGUUUUACCUUGGAAGUUGUUGAUGCAGUCGUUGAUGCAAUUGGUCCUGAAAAGACUGCAGUUCGUUUCUCUCCAUAUGGUAAGUUCGGCUCUAUGUCUGGUGGUAGUGCUCCAGAAAUUGUGGCGCAAUAUGCCUACGUAUUUGGUGAACUAGAACGUAGAGCUAAGCAAGGUAAGCGUUUGUCCUACAUUCAUUUAGUCGAACCUCGUGUUACUCAUCCAGGUUUACUGGAAGGUCAAGGCGAAUACGAUGAAGGUUCUAAUGAUUUCAUUUAUUCUAUUUGGAAAGGUGUAGUGCUUCGUGCUGGUAACUUGGCACUACAUCCAGAAGUGGUUAAGGAAUGGGUUAAAUUUCCACGUACAUUGAUUUGUUAUGGUCGUUUCUUCAUUUCUAACCCCGAUCUGGUAGAUCGUCUAGAAAAGGGUUUACCUUUGACUGAGUACGAUAGGGACAACUUCUACACUCAUGGUGCAGAAGGAUACACUGAUUAUCCAAACUACUCUGAAUGCGUUAAAGAAGGAUAUCAGAAGGAUUUAUAA
Molecule: messenger RNA, 1209 nt
Organism: Zygosaccharomyces rouxii
Lineage: Eukaryota; Fungi; Ascomycota; Saccharomycetes; Saccharomycetales; Saccharomycetaceae
Product: alkene reductase
Exons: 1
Coding region: 1-1209 (402 amino acids)
Molecular function (GO): NADPH dehydrogenase activity; FMN binding
Source: RefSeq, a predicted model, not a curated record